AUGCGUCUCUCAUGGGGACUUGUCCUGGGUCUGGCUUUCGGCGCCGGCGCGAGUCGACUUGCUCCUCGCCAGAAUGAUGCGACUCCCACCGGGUCACCUCGGCCGCCGCCCACCGCAACCUCAACAAGCGGCGAUAAUGAAACUUCCAGCACCUCUUCCUCUUCCUCGUCCUCGUCGAAGGAGAGCAGUGACAGCACUGUCUUCGUGACUACUACCGUUACCAGUAGCGGCGCUGGUAGCAUUGUCAGCGAGACAACCACUGUCACUUCUAGUUCGGUCGCAACGGUUACCGUCACGACGACAGACAUUCCCACCACCACCAUCACUAUGAGCGAUGGUGAUACCUCGACCAAGACGGUCUUUGUCACAUCUACGCAGACCGUCAACCUGAAGCGCAGUGUUGAUGGCGUUUUGCGGCACAUUGGCGAGGGACCUGCUCUUGUUGACGCCCAACCCACCACCGCUCCCUCUGGCUCUGCCACACAGGCCGCAUACCUUGGAGCUGAGAGAAUCCGCCUGGGGAAGCGGGCUGUUGUCACCUCUACUGUUACCGUGACCGUCGGUGGUGGAGGUGGUGCUACUACAACCGUGGUGCAGACCGUCACCAAGAAUGUGAGGUCGACCACGACCAGCCUCGUUCAUGUGACAUCAUGGAUUACCGAGACGUACCAAGCCAACGCCAAGACGACCGUCACAAUCACCAGCACCAUUGUCACCAAACUUACUCUUGUCUCUACUGGCAUGGCAACGUCAACUUCUAUCCCCACGGGCAGCCCCAACCCUGCAAAUUCCAACAGCGAUAGUGAUGGCAGCGGACUCCCCACAGCUGCCAAGGCCGGGAUUGGUGUCGGGGCUGGUGUUGCUGGCCUAGCCAUCGUUGGCGCUCUUCUUUGGUUCUGCACCAGACGUCGCCGCGGCCCCAAGCCUGAUCCCGACGAUUUGCUAGGACCUUCCUCUGAGGUGCCCGUUGGCGCUGGCGGCUCACGCCCCAUGUCUCAAAGAUUAACGUCCGCCCCGGGUUCCGCCCCUCACCGGAGUCCAAUCCUACCAAACGUCCAGCCCGAGGGUUAUCGCGGAACAGCCAUGGGAGACGGCCGUGCCGGAUAUGCCAAGCCUGAACCGUACGGCGCGGCAUAUGCCCCUGCCCGGUCCGCCACCAACAGCUCGUAUCCUUCUCGAAACGGCAACCUGUCUCCUGGCGACCAACUGCCGCGGCAUCCUACCCCUGAUACAACAACCGCGGCCUCUGUAAGCCCCCUCUCGGCCAGGGCGCAAAACGCUGAGCUGAGCAACGAUGGGCCUGGUGCGAGAUGGCACACGAGCGAGGCUGCCGAGAUGGCCACGGGCAAUGCGGCGGCCGGCAAGUGGCACAGCGACAGCGCCCAUGAGAUCGACAGCCAUCCCGUCAUGGGCCAUCAGAGCGGGCCAGUGUAUGAGAUGCCUACCGAACACUUCAAAUAG
Metarhizium album ARSEF 1941 is the source of this 1461-nucleotide messenger RNA. RefSeq lists its product as uncharacterized. The transcript has a single exon. The record is from RefSeq and is a predicted model, not a curated record. Lineage: Eukaryota; Fungi; Ascomycota; Sordariomycetes; Hypocreales; Clavicipitaceae. The coding region runs from base 1 to 1461 and encodes 486 amino acids.